AAGCGCCUUUCACCCACUGAGGGCAAGGCUACCGCAAGCGGCGCGGCUUCAGUGGUUUCCUCUGGGCAUGCGCAGAUCUUGUGCGAGUCCCUUCGUUCCCCUCUAACCCGGAAGAGCACGGAGGGCAUCCCGGGCGAGUGACGGCGGAAUCCCGGGCGUCCUAAACAGGGCGGGCGAGAGGGAAGGAAGGAAGGAGGGGGCGAUGGCCACCGCCUUUGGAGAGGUGGUGGUUGCCCCGUCCAGGGCCGGGGUGGACGAGGACGAGGAGGCGGCGGCGGAACGCGAGGAGACGCCGGAAGACCGGGAAAUUCGCCUGGCCCUGGAAAAGAAGAGGGAAGUUCGUGUCAGCUGGAAUACAUCUGCAAAUGAUCAGUUUCCUUGCUCAAAAUUCAUCUUGGGUGUAGGACAUAACGCAGUAGUCUUCUUAUCUGCCUUUGUGUUGAAUUCCGGAAGCUGGGAAGAAGUUGGUUCUGUCCAACUAUGGAAUGAGUGGUGCAGAACAUCAAACACGACCAGAGUUCUUCCAACAGACUCAUUCUGUUCGUUUUAUCGGUUCAUUUCAGAUCCCACGGUUUUACUGUGCCAGUGCAAUUGUUACGUGGCUGAAGACCAACAGUUUCAGUGGGUUGAAAAGGUUUUUGGAUGCCUACAGAAGACUGACUUGCAAGUAUUGGUUCUCUCAUCAUGUUCCAUUACCGAUUACAAAACAAGAGAAUCAACACUAAUGCUUCCCUCUCCUUUUCUGAGAGCAUUAAAGACAAAAGAGUUUAAAGACCAAGUCUUCUGCCCACUUCUAGAACAGCCAAAUAUUGUACAGGAUCUCCCUGCAGCAGUUCUCAGUUACUGUCAGGUGUGGCAAAUCCCCGCAGUGUUAUAUCAGUGUUAUGCUGAUACUUUCAACCUGGAUUUAGAAGCAGUUGAAGCUUUCAAGCCUCUCUUGUCUUCCACAACUCUGCAGAGUUUAGUAAAGGAAGUCUCAAAAAACACAGAACUACUGACAAAAUUGGCAACUACUAAUGACAUUCAUAACAUCUACACAUAAUGGAGAAUUUCUCUCUGAUGAGUACUUUCAAGUAUGGUGAUUCUUUAGUGUUUGUAAAUAUGAGUUGUUUGCUUAGCAGCAUUUGAAUAUACAGUUUUGAAAAAUUAUCUUUUGUAUCAUAUCCAGAGUAUUUCGGAGGAGGGGGCGGUCUGCUCAGUAACAUUAAUUAAAAGGUGAUUUUUUAAUAA
Molecule: messenger RNA, 1230 nt
Organism: Pogona vitticeps (central bearded dragon)
Lineage: Eukaryota; Metazoa; Chordata; Lepidosauria; Squamata; Agamidae
Gene: PSMG1
Product: proteasome assembly chaperone 1
Biological process (GO): proteasome core complex assembly
Cellular component (GO): endoplasmic reticulum
Molecular function (GO): proteasome binding
Source: RefSeq, a predicted model, not a curated record